CGAUUCAACCAUGGAGGUAUCAGCACUAAAACUACCAAUUCACAAACAUUUUUUGUACCCUUCAACUCGAUUUCUCUUUGCUCGUUGCGAAGGUUGUCGUGUAAGAGGUCACAUCUACGGAGGCUACCGUUGCAAUGAUUCUGGGUGUUACAAUAAUGCUAACCCUGGUGGUUGGUUCCAUAAGGAAUGUGGCGAGUCACCAUCAGAAAUCAACCAUCCUUCCCACCCUGAGCAUCCUCUAACUUUCAACGCAAAGACAGGUUACAAACGAUGUCAUUUGUGCGGACGUUUAAUCAGAAGUGGUUAUUGCUGUGCGAUAUGCCAUUUUGUCAUAGAUAUGGCUUGUGCACAAAAACCACCGCCGCCUCAAGCUAUUGAGCAUCCCAUGUUCCAUGAGCAUUCACUCGUCCGCACAAAGGAAGCACCGCUCAUGGAUCCUUGUAAAAUAUGCAAGAGUCGUAUUGAAGAAGGAUAUCCCUAUGAAUGCCUUACUUGCAAAUAUGUUUUUCACUUGGACUGCGUCAAUCAGUCAAGAGAGAUAAACCAUUCGUCUCAUUCUAGUCAUGUUCUUGAAUUUUUCACAUCUGAAUCACUUCCAGAAAACGCUGAGAAGACAUGUAUUCUGUGUGGAAUAGAAUUACUACAUGUGCUUUAUCAUUGUUCAAAAUGCAACUUCAGCAUAUGUAUUGACUGCAAGAGGAAUCCUCCACCACUCACUAUCGAGCAUACCAAGACCCACAAGCAUAAGCUCUCCCUCUUGGCAAGACGAGUCUCGUUUACUUGUAAUGUUUGUGGGUUGCAAGGCGAUCGAAGUCCUUAUUCAUGUGUUCAGUGCAGUUUCUUAGUUCAUCGAGAAUGCAUCGACUUGCCUAGCGUCAUAAACAUCAACCGCCAUGAUCACCGCAUAUCUUUCACUGAUCAUAUUGGGCACCGGGAUAAUCUAAAAUGUGGAGUCUGUCACAAAAGUGUCAAUCAGUACUGUGGAGGUUAUACUUGCCCCACUUGCCCUGAUUUUGUUGUUCAUUCGUCAUGCCCAACAAAACACAGAGUGUGGGAUGGAGUCGAGCUCGAAGGGAUCCCUGACGAAGAAGUUAUUCCACCGUUCAAGGUAGUGGGUGAUAACUUGAUAAAGCAUUUCAGCCAUGAAAAUCAUAUUCUUCGACUAGAGAGUGAUGGUACAAGUACUCUUGAUGAAAUAACAAGAUGUGAAGCAUGCGUCUCUCCCGUCUAUUCUGAUCCGAUAUACAGCUGUGAGCAAUGUGGUUUCAUCCUCCACGAGACAUGCGCCAAUCUUCCAAUAAAAAAACGACUUCCGUUUCGCAACAUACAGUUCAAACUAUAUGCUCCCGAGAUGAAUUCCUACGAAGCUUUUGAGUGUUACGCAUGUAAAACACUGUUUAGCGGUUACAGGUACAAGGCAUAUCGAAUGAGUAUAGAUGUACGUUGCGGUGCGUUUUCAGAACUGGAAUCAUAUGAUUUCCAUGACCACCCUGCUGUAUAUUAUGGUAUGGAGAAAAUGUAUUUGAGCUGUGGUGCAUGCCACCAAAGGGGAGAGAUGUCACAACAUAUGCUCGCUUGUGAUGACUGUGACUUUGAGUUGGAUUUCCGAUGCUUUACUUUGCCAAGGGUGGUGAAGUAUAAAGACGACGAGCCUCCUCUUUCCUUAUGUUAUGGUGAAGAAGAUCCAAAUGGUAAAUACUGGUGUGAUAUUUGUGAGGAUGAAACAAAUCCGAAAGAAUGGUUCUACACUUGCUCUCAUUCUGGGGUCACAUUGCAUGUCCAGUGUGUUCUUGGAGAUUUCUUUUUUCUCAUGCCAAGACGCAUGAUAAAAUAUGGUCGGUACUGCAAAUUUGAAGUGGUUCCUAACAACCACUGUUCUCGACCGUUAUGUGCCUGUUGUCAAUCUCGAUGUAAAGGCCCUUUCUUUCUGAAGAUUUCUAAUCCCGAAAUCAUAUACAUCUGUUCUGAAAAGUGUUUUAAAGAAAAGAUCAUUAUCCCAUUUAUAGAGGUCAGAACUACGAUUUAG
Eruca vesicaria subsp. sativa (arugula) is the source of this 2026-nucleotide messenger RNA. The record is from the annotation of a GenBank genome assembly. NCBI's taxonomy places the organism in Eukaryota, Viridiplantae, Streptophyta, Magnoliopsida, Brassicales, Brassicaceae.